Molecule: messenger RNA, 2206 nt
Organism: Cyprinus carpio (common carp)
Lineage: Eukaryota; Metazoa; Chordata; Actinopteri; Cypriniformes; Cyprinidae
Gene: vash1
Product: vasohibin 1
Biological process (GO): regulation of angiogenesis
Cellular component (GO): cytoplasm
Source: RefSeq, a predicted model, not a curated record
AAGGAUUCUGUUCAUGAGAACAAGUCGUUCAUGAAUCGGGCAUCGCAAUCAGCGUCGUAUAACGGGAUCCGUGAUUCGGCAGGGCGAUGGCUCGGACCCUACACCGAAACCAAAUAAAUCUGGACUCGGAGCCCCCCUGCACCGCACUGCAGCGUGUUUAAGAGCGUGACCGACGGCGAGCGCGGGUGACGUCAGAGCAGCGGCUCUCCUCUCAUUGUCUGUAAAGCAGCUCGUUUUCUUCACAUAUACAGGCGUUUAAACGCGUCCACGUGACUUGUGUGUUCUGUGUGGUGGUGUGUUACAUUUAAAUCUGUAAUCUGUGAUCAAAUGCUGUUGGUUUGUGAUCUAACACGCUGGUUUGUGUGUGAAUCAGAAGGGAGUCAGUCUGGAGCUGCUGUGAUCUUCAUAACUGGACUCCCGCGCUCAUAAACAGCUCCAGGGUUCCUUGCAUACUGUCAGAACUAGUAUGCUGGUUGAUAUAUGUUGACAGAGUUGUGGCUGGGGGUCAGAUCGUGUCCGGACACCCCAGCCGUCCCGCCGGGGGCCGUAGCUCUGCCGGACCCAGAGGUCAGAAGGGGCCCAGGGGUGUCUAGGGGCCCACGGCUAUCUCCUGAUCGUGCUUUUAAGAAGGUCCCAGAAUCCCUAGCUCCGGCCGGGCUGUGGGCCGUCCAUGCCGGUGUCCUGCUGCGGGACCGUCCACCACGGCUCCUCUCCGAGGAGAAUCGUCCACAAGAAGCCGGGAAUCAGGACUUGUCUGAGUCAGCCGUGCUCCUCUGUGGGGCUGAGCAUGCUGCGCACCGAGGGAGCGGAGGAGCGGGACGAGGAGCAGGAGGACGAGGGAGAAGAUCUGAGGGAUGGCGGCAUCCCCUUCAUUAUCAAUAGGGGGGGUCUGCCCGUAAACGAGGAGACCUGGGAGCAGAUGUGGCGGCACGUCGCCCGCAUCCACCCGGAUGGAGAAGCGGUGGCCAGGAGGAUACGGGGGACCGGAGACCUCCCCAAGAUUCCAGUACCAAGUGUGCCUACAUUCCAGCCCAACAGCAGUAUUCCGCAGCGCCUGGAAGCCAUACAGAGAUACAUCAGGGACUUGCAAUACAAUCACACUGGAACACAGUUUUUUGAGAUCAAGAAGAGCAGGCCGCUCACAGCAUUGAUGGACAUUGCCAAGGAAAUGACAAGAGAAUCUCUACCAAUUAAAUGUUUGGAAGCCGUUAUCCUCGGAAUUUACCUCACCAACAGCAUGCCGACCGUCGAGCGGUUUCCUCUCAGCUUUAAAACCCAGUUCUCAGGGAGUCAUUUUCGUCAUAUUGUGCUGGGUGUCCACAGCGGCGGCCGCUUUGGUGCUCUGGGCAUCAGUCGCCGCGAGGACUUGAUGUACAAACCGCUGGAGUACAAAACACUCACGGACCUCCUUCAAGAGUUCCAGGUGGCCUAUCGGAGAUACUGGCACACACUGUGCAAGGUCAAGAUCGGUCAUUAUGUGUCACAUGACCCACACAGUGUGGAGCAGAUCGAGUGGAAGCAUUCGGUGCUGGAUGUGGACAAGCUGUCCAAAGAAGAGCUGAGGAAAGAGUUGGAGAGACACACUCGGGAUAUGAGGUUGAAGAUUGGUAAAGCUGCUCCACCAUCACCAUCUAAAGACAGGAAGAAGGAUAUGGGAUCUCCCCUGAGGAACCCAGGCAGCCCGAUGCGCAAGAACAGCCAAAGCGACAGACGGUCGUCAGUGGAGAAGCGGUCCGGGCCGGCGGGGCCCGCGGCUGAUGUGAACGGGUACCAGAUCAGGGUCUGAGAGACUGACGAGACAAAGACUGAAACGCUGCCGUGAGAGGAUGAAGAUGUGUGUUCACUUGACGAAGUAUCGUGAAUGUGUUCACUUAUAAGGGUAGACAUGAACACCUCUAAUCAAUCAUUUAGUAGAAUAGCCACAUUAUGAACAAUGCAUCAUAUUUAUAUUCAUUUCCAUACUAUGCCUCAGCUGUGAGCAACUUUUCAUAUUUAAUCUGUAAAUACAGUGCAAGUUAACCUUUAACUCUACUAGAGGAUAGCAUGUAGUCCAUUUAUUGGUGCCUUUGAUCAGUUUUUGGACUGCAAUGAUUUUCUGGCUCAGUAUUUUUGCCUUGUUUUCCAGUUUAGUCUUAACAUUUCUAAAUCAUUCAAGAUACUUUUUCUUUAGAAGCAAAAUUACUUGAUUUUGAGUCUUGUUUUCUUU